This is a messenger RNA of Coniosporium apollinis CBS 100218, 741 nucleotides long. RefSeq names its product eukaryotic translation initiation factor 6. The record is from RefSeq and is a predicted model, not a curated record. Gene Ontology annotation, biological process: maturation of 5.8S rRNA; assembly of large subunit precursor of preribosome; ribosomal subunit export from nucleus. The transcript has 3 exons. The coding region runs from base 1 to 741 and encodes 246 amino acids. Lineage: Eukaryota; Fungi; Ascomycota; Dothideomycetes. Gene Ontology annotation, molecular function: ribosomal large subunit binding. Gene Ontology annotation, cellular component: preribosome, large subunit precursor; cytosol; nucleolus.
AUGGCCGUCCGCGCUCAAUUCGAAAACUCCAACGAAGUCGGCGUCUUCUCCACUCUCACGAACUCGUACGCGAUCGUCGCCGUCGGCGCCUCCGAGAACUUCUACAGCGUGUUCGAAGCGGAGCUGCAGGACGUGAUACCCAUCUGCCAUGCCACGAUCGCGGGGACGCGGAUUGUGGGGCGGUUGACUGCCGGCAACCGCAAAGGCCUCCUCGUCCCCACCUCAACAACGGACCAAGAGCUCCAGCACCUGCGCAACUCGCUCCCCGACAGCGUCAAGAUCCAGCGGAUCGAGGAGCGGCUCUCCGCGCUGGGCAACGUGAUCGCAACCAACGACCACAUCGCGCUGAUCCACCCAGACCUGGAGCGCGAGACCGAAGAGAUCAUCGCCGACGUGCUGGGCGUGGAGGUGUUCCGGCAGACCAUCGCCGACAACGUGCUCGUCGGCUCCUACAUGGCGCUCAGCAACGCCGGCGGCAUCGUGCAUCCCAAGACCAGCAUCCAGGACCAGGACGAGCUGAGCAGUCUGCUGCAGGUGCCGCUGGUGGCCGGGUCGGUGAAUAGGGGCAGUCCCGUUGUGGGCGCGGGCAUGGUCGUCAAUGAUUGGAUGGCCGUUACGGGCCUGGACACUACGGCUACGGAGUUGAGUGUUGUGGAGAGUGUGUUUAGGCUCGGGGAGGGCAUGGGGCCGGGGGAUGUGAAUACGAAGAACAAGGACACGAUGGUGGAGUCGUUCUAUUGA